Messenger RNA from Daktulosphaira vitifoliae (grape phylloxera), 1243 nucleotides. RefSeq lists its product as uncharacterized. Bases 83 to 1114 code for a protein of 343 amino acids. The record is from RefSeq and is a predicted model, not a curated record. The transcript has 7 exons. NCBI's taxonomy places the organism in Eukaryota, Metazoa, Arthropoda, Insecta, Hemiptera, Phylloxeridae.
AUAUAAAAUAGUAUAUAUAUAUUCUAUGCCAUUUAUUCAAUUUGCAGUAUAUAUUCUAUAAUUUGAGUAAGUAAAUUGUUUAAUGAUGUUGGUACAUAGAAUAUCUACUUUAUUUUUGUUUAUGCAUAUACAAUCAAUUAUUUGUGGAUAUUUCGAAUUAGUUGACGAGUUCAAAAUAUGCUUAGAAAGUCAUGAUACGGUACAUAAUGUUUAUGAAGAUCCGAAAUUUACAGACAUAUUUGAAGAAAAAUUAAUAGUGUGGCAAAGGAAUUUUGCUGAUCGUCAAAAAUUUGAAGAUAUUAUAACUGCUCAAAAUCAUUUUAGAUCUAUAAUGACAACUACAAUAUGUCCACCGGAAAACAAUAUACCCAAUUGCGUUACAAACGUUGAGAGUUGCUGUAAUACUUUCGUUGAAGAAAUAUUUAAAUUAAUAACGAUAUUACGGGAAAAUGUUGUCGUAAAUGCUAAACCAAAGGAAAACUUUAGACAAUGCUUGAGUAAUCUAAACACUAUAGAUCGAAACUUUAUUAAUGUGUUAAAUAUUAAAGUAUUUGAAUCUUCGAAAAAUAUUUUUAAAAAAAAUUUUGCAAGUAUCUCAAAUAACUGGACUUUUUAUAUUACUACUCACUGCAAAUACUCAGAAGAUGCUAAACAAGUAUUUGGUAGUGCAAUGAAAAAAUUAAUUUGUAACCUACCUCAAGGACCAAUUAAAUAUGAUUGUGAUAUCUUUAUUCAACAAUGUAGUGACACUUUUGUAACGGAAGCGAGAAAAGCUAAAUCAUUAAAUAUUGCUCCAAAUGAUCCAGUAGAAAAAAUAAAAGAUUGCUUGAUUAAUGCUUCAAGUGGCUAUGGAAUUUACAAUAUUGAAGAAAAAAUAUUCAAUCCUGAAUUGGAGAACAAUUUAAUAGAAUGGAAUAUUAAAUGUGAAGAACAGGGUGUCUCUGAAGUUAAAAUUGUAAUAGAAGAAUAUAUGAAAGAGCAAUUAUGUUCAAAAUUUGAGCCUUUAUCCAAAAAUUAUUGCGAAUUUGAUAUUAAAAAAUGUUGUACCGAUUUUAUAGAGUGUAAUGACUUUAACAAUUUUUUAGAUUUAAUAAAAAAUAAUCAAGAUUGUUAAUUAUUAUUUAUUUUGACUUUACGGUAGUUCUGUUAUAAUCUAUUAAUUAAUAAUAUUUAAUUACAAUUAUUUUUAAUUUACAAAUAAUGUAAUGAUUUACAAAUAAUUAAAAAAAAACUCUUAAUAGCA